Molecule: messenger RNA, 2708 nt
Organism: Cynara cardunculus var. scolymus (artichoke)
Lineage: Eukaryota; Viridiplantae; Streptophyta; Magnoliopsida; Asterales; Asteraceae
Product: jacalin-related lectin 19
Exons: 4
Coding region: 628-2448 (606 amino acids)
Molecular function (GO): carbohydrate binding; protein binding
Source: RefSeq, a predicted model, not a curated record
AUAUUUUACAAUCUCAACAAUUGGUACAAACCAUAGAAACCAAUUAAUUUAGAUAUUUAUAGAAUUGAUGAGAGUUUAUUUAUUAUAAUUUUAUAUUUAUGGAAGAUUAUCAAGAGUUCAUUUAUCAUGAUUAUCGCGUUAUAUUAAGAAACAAUCGAGACAUUCAUUGAAUCAAAUAUUCAUUAGACUAGAUGAACGUUUUAGAUUGGUUUGUGUGGUUUGUACUAAUGAUUGGGUUUGUAAACGAAACCACACUCUUUAUAUAUCAAUAUUUGUGUGUGCGUGCACUAGGGUGCGAUUGAUACGUGGAACACUAUGGGAACAAAAAGCACAUAUGGUGUGACAUUUAGACUGUGACAUGACAGAACUGACACCAAAAUAGGUGGAGCAGAAAUCAGGGAGAUGGGAGAAGAUUGAUAAAUUACUAAAGUACUUAUGUCAAAUUAAAACACUAAAACCUAACCUGUCCAGUCCUGUGUAUGUAUCAGUUGCACCCUAAUAAUUAAGUAAAGGUUUCUAUAUUGUGUUGUGACAUGCAUUUUAUAUCUUUGGAUAUCCAGGUUGCCUCAAGUAACCAGGCUAUGUUAUGGAAAGUGGUUUCUGCAGCAUAAAUCCUGUAAACAGAAAAUGCUUAUGAAAACCACGCGGCUGAUAAUUGAUAGGCAACUGAAGAGAAAAUUUUCUGCAAACAAGAAGAAGCAAAAAACAGAAUAUUCAUCCAGUUUGGGCGAUCAAGUGGGGUACAGAAAGAAGUUGAACAUACAAAAUGUUGAUGGCAUCGAAAAAGGAGAUGAGAAUUUGAUCUUUGGGUCAUGUCAGAAAGGUAGUUCAAGUAAUUGGCCAGUCAAAACUAACACGAAGUCAAAGACAAGACGUUCGUCCAUUUUAAGGAAAGAUAUCAGGGGUAGAAAGAAACGAAAAAUGGAAAAGGUGGUUAAAGUGGACGAAGUGGUUGAACCAAUGGAUCUAAUCUCAGAAUUGCCUGUAUCCAUUAUCCACCACAUUCUUUCUUUUCUCCGUUGCCCAAGAGAUGUUGCUCGAACCACUGUGUUAUCAAAGAAGUGGAGAUCAAUAUGUGCUUCAUUCUUCACUCUUGACUUUGACCAGAAAAGGUUCAAAAUGUUGGGAGGAGAUCAUAUGGAGAAAUUUAUAACUUUUGUUGACAACUCCUUUACAACCAAACUUGAGCCAAUGCAUAACAUACAGAAAUUCAAGCUUUCUUUGUCCCAACUAAGUCCCAAACUAAAACUACGCAUUAAUGAGUGGAUAAGUGCUUCUAUAAAUAAGGACGUCAAAGAACUUGAGAUUCAUGUGGAAGAGAAGAAAAAAAGACAUUAUAUGUUACCUAACAUUGUCCUUACUGCCAAAACACUAACUUCUUUGAAGUUGUAUGGUUGCAAGUUAGAUGGUAAAGGUGUCAUUGAUCUACGUAAUCUAAAGGAGCUGUCGAUAAAAAAUGCUUAUGUAAAUGCAGAUGUGAUUCAGGGUUUCGUUCAAGGCUGCCCUUUGGUUGAGGAUCUGAGACUAGUACACUGUACCGGGAUAGGUCGGCUGCAAAUUUCAACUCUUCAUAAGCUUAGUAGGGUUGAGUUACACGAGUGCCAUGGGCUUGUAUGUGUCCAUAUUGAGUUGCCUAGUCUUCUAAGAUUUUUAUAUUGGGGGAAGGAAUCAUGGGAAUGCAAUAUAAACUUGGCAGGUUGUGCAAAUCUGAAAUAUUUGACAUUGAGAGAUUCAAAUUUGACAGAUGAGUUGUUCCAAGAUCAGAUGUCUAAGCUUUUUUACCUUGAAAAGUUGGUUCUGAGAGGAUGUGACAAACUCGAGAGAAUAAUCAUAUUGAGCGUAAAUCUUAAGGAACUAUCUGUGAUCCGAUGCAAAAAACUUGAGGUGAUCAAUAUCUACGCACCAUACCUAUCUGUAUUAGAGUAUUCUGGAGGGAAGUUCCCCUUUUCGUCCAUGGAUGUUUUAGAUUUGCAUGAGGCAAAACUACAUUUAGAAGUUAGAAAAAACAGAUUUGUUGUUUUGCAUGAGCUGUUGGUCUUUCUUCAGAAGUUUGAGAACGAUGGAGCUUGGACGUUGGUUGUUAGUUCUAAUAAGAAUAUAACUAUCCAUGAAGAAUUACGGAAAAUCCAAAAUCUGUCAUCAAAUGAUCUCAAAUUAGAACUUAUCAAGUCCCCGGUGAAGUUGAAGGGUUAUGUUGACAAUUUACUUCGAAUGUCUCGACCAAAGACUUUGUCGUUGGUGUCAUCUUCCAGUAGUGAGUUACUAAAGUCUGUAAAGGAGAAGAUAAUGUCGAGAGAAGAGAAUCCGAAAUGUUGUACAUAUUACUUGAAGAAGUGCUGGCUUCAUUACAUUAAAGAUGUUACAAUGGUGGUGUUUGAAGCAGCGGAAAUUGGGGAGACGUCACAAAAUCUGCAGCAGACUACUUUCAGAUUUAACUGGCAAUCUUGAACCUGCACAACUAGCACAGGUUCUUCUUUCCAGCAAUCUCUUGGACUCAAUAUGGUAUGAAAUCCCUUAUUACGCACUUAAUUAUUUUAGUCUUGUGAUUCUCUAACAUUGUGUUCUCAAAUUUGGGAAGAAAAAGAAAGAGAGGGAAGGAAAUGAAUUUGUUUAUAUGUGUUCUUGAGAGGAAAUAAAGUAAAUUUUCAAGGAAAGAUGUCAUUUUUACAAAUAUACCCGUAUUUAUUUUACAACGGGUUGUAACUGAU